Messenger RNA from Lottia gigantea (owl limpet), 432 nucleotides. RefSeq lists its product as hypothetical. Gene Ontology annotation, biological process: neuron projection development; dopaminergic neuron differentiation. The annotation marks the transcript as partial. NCBI's taxonomy places the organism in Eukaryota, Metazoa, Mollusca, Gastropoda, Lottiidae. The transcript is spliced from 3 exons. The record is from RefSeq and is a predicted model, not a curated record. Gene Ontology annotation, cellular component: endoplasmic reticulum.
GUAUGUUUAAAGACAUUAAAGAAAUUUAAAACAUUAUUUGAGGAAAAGUAUGAUGGUAAAAGUCCUUCAAGAGACGACACAGAAAACCUAUUCAGGAAAUUUUGUAAAAAUUUAAAAGGAAAGGAAGAAAGAUUUUGUUAUUAUGUUGGUGGUGUAGAAACAUCAGCUACUGGUAUAUUAAAUAAAAUCUCAGACCCAAUCAAAAAUCAUCUACCUGAAAGUUUGAUUUGUGAAAAAUUGAAAAAAGCUGAUAGUCAGAUUUGUGAUUUGAAAUAUGAUAAAAGUAUAGAUUUUGCCACUGUUAAGUUAAAUAAAUUGAAAGUGAAAGAUUUGAAGAAGAUUUUAGAUAAUUGGGGAGAAUACAAUGCUUGUAAAGGAUGUGCUGAAAAAUCAGAUUUCGUGAAAAAAAUCGAAGAACUUUUACCAAAAUAU